This is a messenger RNA of Trypanosoma brucei brucei TREU927, 198 nucleotides long. RefSeq lists its product as hypothetical. Lineage: Eukaryota; Euglenozoa; Kinetoplastea; Trypanosomatida; Trypanosomatidae. Bases 1 to 198 code for a protein of 65 amino acids. The record is from RefSeq and is a predicted model, not a curated record. The transcript has a single exon.
AUGAUGCCAAAUGGAUCAUUGCGUGCCUCCGCUCGUUUAACACCAGCAGGUCGAAUGAUGGAACCUCCAGCUCCAUUUACAGCCGCCAUGCAAUUAUAUGCUCAGCGUCGUCAGAUGCCUGGUUUUAUGUGCGCAAGGCGGGCUGCAGUGGCGGCGGCUCUACAGGAGAUGCGACGGAACUACAACAUAGAGGACUAA